UGUUUUUUUAAAUCUUUGUGAACUUAUAGAAAUUCUGUUGACCCCGAUGUGAUCUAUGAUGCUCCUCUGAAUCCUCACUCAUGUGUCUCUUCUCAGUUCUGUUUUAACUGCAGGAAUCCCGGUCACGGGUUGGCAGACUGUCCAGAGGCUGACAGAGAUGAGGAGAUGGGCCGAGGCAUCUGCUUCCGCUGUGGCUCCACUGAACAUGAAAUCUACAAAUGCAAAGCUAAAGUGGACCCUGCUCUGGGUGAUUACCCAUAUGCAAAGUGCUUUAUCUGUGGUCAGACUGGACAUCUGUCACGAUCCUGCCCUGAUAAUCCCAAAGGACUUUAUGCUCAAGGAGGUUGCUGUCAUAUUUGUGGCUCAGUGGAACAUUUUCAGAAGGACUGUCCAGAGCACCAGACUCCAAAUAAUCAUGUGACAGUGGGCUGGUUGUCCAACAACAUGAGUGCAGACCAUGAGGAAGUGCACAUUCCAGUAAAGAAAGCCAAACCCAAGCAGCCUAAAGUGGUGAAGUUCUAAUCACAGAACUGAGCAGUGCUAAUGUGUAUCCCUCGUUGUACUUCUCUUACCCACCUCAGCUUCUGGACUUCAUAAAUGGACAGGUUACCCACUAACAGGGAAUGAAGUCUUGUAUACCACUGUA
Neolamprologus brichardi is the source of this 646-nucleotide messenger RNA. NCBI's taxonomy places the organism in Eukaryota, Metazoa, Chordata, Actinopteri, Cichliformes, Cichlidae. The record is from RefSeq and is a predicted model, not a curated record.